Molecule: messenger RNA, 1969 nt
Organism: Neofelis nebulosa (Clouded leopard)
Lineage: Eukaryota; Metazoa; Chordata; Mammalia; Carnivora; Felidae
Gene: TSKS
Product: testis specific serine kinase substrate
Exons: 11
Coding region: 89-1945 (618 amino acids)
Cellular component (GO): centriole
Molecular function (GO): protein kinase binding
Source: RefSeq, a predicted model, not a curated record
GGGGCUUUGAGGGUCAGCGGUCAGAGUAGGUGGCGAGUCUCAGAGGAAGGAGUCCCCGGGGGCAGGGCCCCCCCCCCCCCCCCACGCCAUGGCGAGCGUGGUGGUCAAGACAAUCUGGCAAUCCAAAGAGAUCCAUGAGGCCGGGGACCCCCCAGCAGGGGUCGAGAGCCACUCCCAGCUGGUCCCCGAGGCUCCUGGGGGGGUGAGCACCCCGGCCAAGGGGAUCACGAAGAAAAAGAAGGCCGUGUCGUUCCACGGGGUGGAGCCUCGGAUGUCCCACAAGCCAAUGCACUGGUGCCUGAACCUCAAGAGGUCCUCCGCCUGCACCAAUGUGUCACUGCUCAACCUGGCCGCGAUGGAGCCCACCGACUCCUCAGGGACAGACUCAACCACAGAGGACAGUGGCCCUCUUGCACUGCCGGUGCCCCCUGCCUCCCCCACCCUACCCUGGGCUUCGGAUGACCCAGACAUCUCGGAGAUACUGAGUGGGGUCAACAGUGGAUUGGUCCGUGCCAAAGACUCCAUCACCAGCUUGAAGGAAAAGACCACCAGGGUUAACCAGCACGUGCAGACGCUGCAGAGUGAGUGUUCUGUGCUGAGCGAGAAUCUAGAGAGAAGGCGGCAAGAGGCGGACGAACUAGAAGGCUACUGCAGUCAACUCAAGGGCCCCUGCCCUGGUGUUCUGACCCAGGAGAACUGCCUGAAGGUGACCCAGUCGGUGGAAGACGCUGAAAUAAAAACCAACGUCCUGAAGCAGAACUCUGCCCUGCUGGAGGAGAAGCUGCGUUAUCUCCAGCAGCAGCUGCAGAACGAGACACCGCGGAGGCAGGAGGCCGAGCUGCAGGAGCUACAGCAGAAGCUGGAGGCUGGCCUCUCUCGGCAGGGCCUGGGCCCCCCCGCCCAGCCCCCUGGCUCCUCUGGCCCUCCGGGGAGCCCCAACGAACCCCCGCGACCGCGCAGCAUGGCCUCAGGCGGUUGGGGAAUGGGGCCGCGGGCGGGGGAGGGCCCCGUUGUGAGCGAGCAGGAGUUGCAGAAGGUCUCUGCCGGCCUUGAGGAGCUGAGGAGGGAGGUGUCCUCGCUGACUGCCCGGUGGCAUCAGGAGGAGGGGGCGGUACAGGAGGCCCUGCGGCUGCUCGGGGGCCUGGGCGGCAGGCUCGACGGCUUCCUGGGCCAGUGGGAGCGGGCGCAGCGUGAGCAGGCGCAGACCGCGCGGGGCCUACAGGAGCUGCGGGGCCGGGCGGAUGAGCUGUGCACCUUGGUGGAGCGAUCUGCAGUGUCUGUGGCUUCCCUGAGGAGCGAACUGGAGGGGCUGGGCCCAAUGAAACCUAUUCUGGAGGAGCUGGGGCGGCAAUUUCGGAGCUCUCGAAGAGGGUCUGACCUCUCCAUGACCCUGGAUCGGCCGCCCCAAGGCUCCUGUGCCCGCUGUGCCAGCCAGGGGCAGCAGCUGUCCACAGAGUCCCUGCAGCAGCUACUGGAGCGAGCACUGACCCCCCUAGUGGACGAGGUGAAGCAGAGGGGCCUGGCUCCCGCCUGCCCCAGCUGCCAGAGGCUACACAAGAAGAUUCUGCCCAGUCUGGCAAGCCCAGCCGCGCCUACACUCCUCUCCCCAGGAGCUGGAGCGCCAGGCCUUGGCCAAACACGUCAGGGCAGAGGCCCUAAGCUCCACCCUUCGGCUGGCCCAAGACGAAGCCUUGCGGGCCAAGAACCUGCUGCUGACCGACAAGAUGAAGCCGGACCCCCUGGCAUCUGGCCUCAUCAGCACCAGCCCCCCACUCUCUGUUAUUACAGGGAGAAGGUGGCCACUCUGGACUACGUACACCUGAAGAUGUGCUCCCUCCACGAUCAACUCAGCAACCUGCCACUUGAGGGGUCCACAGGGACGACGGGGGGAGGAAGCGGUGGGGGAGCUCCCCCAAAACGUGGGGGCCCAGCCCCUGAACAAUAAAUGGCCUCUCAUGCUGGCAUGAAA